This is a messenger RNA of Condylostylus longicornis, 4042 nucleotides long. RefSeq lists its product as uncharacterized. Gene Ontology annotation, cellular component: axon; focal adhesion. NCBI's taxonomy places the organism in Eukaryota, Metazoa, Arthropoda, Insecta, Diptera, Dolichopodidae. The record is from RefSeq and is a predicted model, not a curated record. The coding region runs from base 439 to 3699 and encodes 1086 amino acids. Gene Ontology annotation, biological process: cell surface receptor protein tyrosine phosphatase signaling pathway; axonogenesis. The transcript has 10 exons. Gene Ontology annotation, molecular function: signaling adaptor activity; protein phosphatase binding.
UAGUGAAUUAAAUUAUAUAUUUAAAACAAAAAAAAAAAAAGAAGAAGAAUGAAAAUUAGAUUUUUUAUAUUUAUGUAUUAUUGUAUUUAAUUUUUUUCAACAAAUUUUAUAAUUAUGAAAUAAAGGAAAAUAUUUUAUUUAAUUGUGAAAAAAAAACAAAACCUUAAAACUUGCAAGAAAGAGAUGUAAAAAUUACACACAUCGUACGAUAAAAUAUAUAUAUAUAUAUUUUUUUUAGUGUAGAAAAGAAGGAAAAGAAAAAUUUUUCUUAAUAAAUUAAAUAUUAGUUUUUGUUAUUUUUUUUAUAUUGCAAAUCAAAAAUAUCCAACAAAUGAAUUUUCACAAAAUCUUAUAAGACUAAAGGACACAAAUUGCACAAAAUAAAAACAAAAAGAAAAGUAUGUAUCCCGCGCUAAAAUAUAGAAUUUUUAAGAGAAAAUGCGCAAAUUAAAUGUAAAUUCGGCAAUGCCACGACCACAAAGAUCUACCCCACAGGCAAAGAGAGUUCCACCGCCUGCUGUACCAACAAGUGAAAUGAUUCACCAUAGAAAGGAUAAUGAUGGAUCAGGAAAUGAUAAAAAUUUGGUCAGUGGAUAUUCAUCUAUAGAGGAUGGUGGCUUCACACAAACACGUGAUUGUCCGGCUGCACUAUCUGCAAAAGAGGAAAUUAUAGAAUUUAAUACAUUACAAUCGAAUUCUGGGACUGAAAUAGUUGUUGGGCAUAAUAAGAGUCCUAAUAAUUUAAAUAAUAGUUCAAAUAAUCCUUAUAUAACACCAAAUGCCUUUACAUUCCCUAUACUUGGUCAUAGAAGUGGUGAACCGUUAACACAUAAAGCAGCAGUAUACUAUCACCAGCAAUUAGCACUACAAGAAGAUCAAGGAAUUGAUUUAACACAAUCGCCAGGACGUGAUAGUCCUGGUAGCUCGUCUGGUUCAGCUGGUUCAGGUUCAAGACAUUCUACUGCAAGUUUAGAUUCAGGACGUGCAUCAUCGUAUAUAACAUCAAGUGGCACAGCAUCGACACGAGGUGCAUUAUCAUCGCCAAGAUGUAGUGUUAGUUCUUGUUCAAUCGGUAGUGUGGAUCGUAUGAGUCAACGUAGUGACAAUGACAUAAUAACUGAUUGGUUAAUUGAUAUAAAAUUUGAUGAAUAUAUUCAGUUGUUUACUGCUGCUGGAUAUGAUUUACCAACAGUUGCAAGAAUGACACCAGAAGACUUAACAGCUAUUGGUAUAAAAAAUCCUCAACAUAGAGAAAGAAUUAAACAACAUAUUGAUAAUUUGCAAAUACCAGAUGGUUUGCCAAAUUUUGUGCCGGGUUCGAUAGAAGAAUGGUUACGUUUAUUACGUUUGGAGGAAUAUAUCCAACCAUUAUUAGAACAAAACUAUAAAACUGUACGUGAUGUCACACAAGUAACAUGGGAGGAUUUAGAAGAUAUUGGCAUUGUUAAAUUGGGGCACCAAAAAAAAAUUUUACUUGCUAUUAAGAGAGUUAAAGAUAUAAUUAGUGGUAAAUGGAAAAUGAAAGGCGGUAAUAAUUAUCAGAAUCUGCCACAGUAUUAUCCGGUACCACAGCAACAAGAAUUCUCUGAAUUUUUGAAUUCCUCAAAUUAUAUGAAUUAUCAGAAUGUGUAUCAAUCUCGGCAAUUGCAAUCACAUAACUUAUUGGAAUCGAAUUCUCGAGCUUUAUUCAAAAACGAUACCACUUGUUGCCAAAAUGUAAAUUACGUUGGUAAUUCAACCGAUACAACAUGUAAUAAUAUUUAUACAACACCUUCUCCAACAAAUGGAGUUAAUAAUAAGUACCUUCAAACAGUACUACCUAAUUCAUUUAGUAAUACAAUAAGAAAUCAAACAAUACAAGAUGAAUGUAGUAAUUGUGAAGAACAACAGCAACAACAACAAAAUAGAAAUCGUGUUUCCUGGGGAGAUGAUUCCUUAAUUAGAAAGCAAACAGUUUUUAAUGAUAAUUUUAAUCAGUUAAUAAAUAAUGAUGAAAGUAAUGAUGUUGUACUUAUAAAGAUUCGUCAUCCCCGUGGUAAAAGUUUGGAGUCCUUAGAGGAUUUAAGUGAACGUAAUAUUAGGACACAUUUAACAUUUAGUCAUUAUUCAACUGAUUACACGUAUUUUCCUCAACAUAUGCAAGUACAUCCUGCACAACAAUUCCAGCAACAACAUUUACAAAUGCCUGAUAUUAGUAAGAAUGUCUGUAUUAACCCAAAUUUUCCAUAUCAUCUUGCUACCACGCAAUGGAGGCGAUCCUAUGAUGAUGGUGAUAUAACUCCUACUAAUGAAAUAAGUGCCAUAUCGGGUACGUCAAUUGAUUUAAUAGAAGGUGGCGGAACUUUACCUAGGCAAAGAGGAGGCAGUGCAUCAGCUCGUUGUCGCCUUUUGGAACGUAGUUCGGCUACACCUUCGCCAGUCAACAUGACUGGGUCUGGUAGCAAUGAUAACAAUAUGUCUCCUGGAACUGGAAAUAAUUGCGGAAUUCAAGGUGGAAGAAAUAAUACACAGCAUAUGAUAUCUGGUUUAAAUUAUAAUUGCAUAGCACCGCAAGAUAAUAUUAUUUUAAUGUCGAAUUCAGUCCGUUAUACAACUGGUAAUAGUCCAUUGACUAGUAAAAAACCUGCUCCAGAGCCUCCAAGGAGGCAAUGUAGCAUAAGACAAACUGGAAGAUCGGCCAGUCUUCAAGAACCAUCGUCAUUAGUACCGGUAAUGGCUAGUAUUUCACUUCAACAACAUUCAGCAUAUUUUCCGCAACAGCAACAUUUAACUGCUGGAAAUUGUGCUUUAAUACAACAAAAUACAAAUCCCACCAGUAAUCGAAAUUUACAACCAUUUCAACAACCAAAAAAUUGCCAUUUACAAUCCCAACAAAAUCAACAAAAACCAUCCCAACAGCAACAACAGCAGCAGCAACAACCUAUUUAUGUUAACUAUUCUAAUAUUCAUCAAACAAAGGCUGAAGUUCAUUGUGAACAAACCCACGAUAGCAAGAGCUUUCAAUCGAACUCAAGUAUUGAUUCAAUUGAUACAAUACCAUUUGCCAAUGAAAAUACUGGUACUAUUAAACAACGUUUACUCAAUCGUCAAGAAAUAUCAUCAUCAUUAUCACUAUCUUCAUCAUCAUCCUCUUCUUCAUCAACAAAUACAAUUGCUAAUAUAGCACAAUCGUUUCAUUCAUUAAAAUCAUCGGGAUCUCUACAUGAAACAACACUUCACGGCUUAAUAAGUGGUGGUGGUAGUGGAGGUAAUAGCGGAAGUGGAAAUUGCAGUAGUAAUAUAUUAAAUAGUGUUAACAAAACGAAUAGUUGUGCUGGUAAUAUUGGAGAUAUUGAAAUUACGAAUAAUGAUGCCCCUUCACCAUCGAUUCCAAUAUAUUCGCCAAAUGAAGUCACAUCUUCUAUUGGUAAUGUGGGUGCUGGGACUGCACUAGGAGUUUGUGUCGAUAUUUCAUCAAUAUCAUCACCACCGCCAUUGUCGCCAUCUUCAACAGCAACAGCAAUAGUACCAUCAUCAGUGAUAAAUUCAGCAUUAUCUGCCAAUAUUUCAAAUACAAAUCAACAACAGCAGCAACAACAACAACAAAAUGAUUCAGUCAAUGUUCUUAACGACAUUGGAAAUAUGUUAGCAAAUUUAACUGAUGAGCUUGAUGCCAUGUUAGAAGAAGAAAAACGUGUAGGUAUAAGUGAUAGCGAAUAAGUACAUUAAAGAAUAAUUAGAUAUUAAAAAAAAUAAUAAUAAAGAAAAAAAUAAAUAACUAAUAAAAUCCACAUAAUACGUACAUUAAUAUACUAAUGAAUUCAGAAUGAGAUAAUAUUGUAAAAUUGUAUAAAACUAUAUUACUAUAGUAAAUAUUUAAAAUAACUUUAAUUAUAUCGUAAGAAUAGAUAUAUACAUAUAGAUACAUAUAUAUACAUAUAAAUUUUAAUAAUAAUCAUAAAAAAAAUGUGGAAAACACUAAAUUAAAUAAUAGCUAUAUAUUUUGUUAUAUUUAUAAGUACUUUAUGAACUUACCUAUAUACAUAUUUCAAUACAUUAUGAC